Messenger RNA from Trypanosoma rangeli, 345 nucleotides. RefSeq lists its product as uncharacterized. NCBI's taxonomy places the organism in Eukaryota, Euglenozoa, Kinetoplastea, Trypanosomatida, Trypanosomatidae. The coding region runs from base 1 to 345 and encodes 114 amino acids. The transcript has a single exon. The record is from RefSeq and is a predicted model, not a curated record.
AUGGAUGUUGGCAAAUUUAUCCCCCGAAUCACUACAUUUCCCCGCCCACUUUAUUUUUGGAUUGAGAGAAGUUAUUGUUCUUGUCUGUGUAUGGGUGUGUUUGAGGCCAUCAUCGUAACACUCUUCUGGGAUAUUUUUUAUGGAAGCAUGUCACCACGUUUUCACCGCUUUCUGGGCCGCGCUGAGUGCCUGCAUAGCUCAUUGUCGCUUCGAUACCGAAAUGGGAAGGUGAGCCUUUACAGCACCGUUUGGAAACAAUCUUUACUCCGCACACUGCGCGACUGGCAUACAGCAUUCACCUCUGUUAACAGUCUGCUUGGACGCUGGCCCACCGGAGCCCAAUAA